Cladocopium goreaui is the source of this 921-nucleotide messenger RNA. Lineage: Eukaryota; Dinophyceae; Suessiales; Symbiodiniaceae. The record is from the annotation of a GenBank genome assembly.
AUGCUACGGCCGUUGAAAUGGCUCAACCCCACAGUGACGCACUUUGGAAGUUGUCGCAGCCAGUUCUUUUUGGCUCAAACCUCUCGGUUGCUGCACCUCGGUUCAUUGAAGAUGAAGGCCAUGGCUUGCACGGCAACGCUGAUGGAAGACAAAGAUAGGUCGCAACUUGAGAAGGACACGAAGAAGAAAUCGAUGACCACGGACAAAAUCGUCAAACGACAUCGGCAGAAAGUGGCAGAUUCUCGCGUGAAAAUCUACAAUUUCCUCGUUUGCCAUGGCUUUGACCCUGAGAAUGUCAAUUUCCGAAAAACAACCAGGCGUGGAUUCCUCUUUGACAGCUACACUUUUCCUUUGCAUGUGGCAGCAAAGCAGAAUGAUCCAGAGAUGGUGGCCCUGCUGCUGUGGUUUGGAGCAGAUCCUUUGCACUUUGAUUCUGGCAGUCGCACUGCCUACGACUGCGCCACGACGGAGGUGAAGGCUGUUUUUGAGAGGAUGAAUGCCGCGCCGCAUUCGGCACGCCUUUGUGGGAAGACGAAGUUGGAGAGGAUCCCAGCCCCACGAGGCUUUGAACGUUUUUUUGAAGAAUUGGAGAAGGAUCCUUUGGUCAGGGGAUGCUUGGCGUUGGGGACACCUCUGGACUGCGAAGACCCUUCUGGAAAAACAUCACCGAGGGUUAAAUACACUAGAGUUUGGUAUGCUAUAGCUGGCCGGAUGUGGUUCGAUGAUUUAUGGUUUUUGAAGAAAACGGUGAUUUUCCAUAGCAAACUUGUAAAUUACCACAGGGUAAUCAUUUUGUUCCAUUUUUGGUUGUGCAGGAUGUCUUCAAGAUGUGCGGGAUUUGGUGCUGCAAAGCGCAUUUGUCGACGUGUUGAGACAUCGUUCGGUUCACAUGUCCAGCGAAUAAUUUAUUGCACACCAUGA